AUGAAUGCUGAAGUUAAAAAAAAGUAUAAAAAUAUAACACAAGAAGCAGUGUCUAUUUACUUAAAGUUUUGCGAAUCGUGUCAAUCUAAACAAAAAUCUAAAAACAAGGGUCUAGUGAUUAAACCAAUGGUGUUUUCGGAAAUGAAUAGUAGGUGCCAAGUGGACCUGAUUGAUAUGCAGUCGCAGGGGGAUGGAGAGUUCCGGUUUAUUAUGGUAUAUCAGGAUCUUCUUACUAAAUUCGUUCAACUAAGACCCUUAAAAACAAAGAGAGCAGAAGAAGUUGCAAAACACCUUAUCGACAUAUUUUGUAUUUUCGGAGCUCCGAUGAUAUUACAAUCUGACAAUGGCCGUGAGUUUGUAAAUAAAAUAAUAGAAGACUUAAAAGAAAUGUGGGACACACUGAAAAUCGUUCAUGGAAAGCCACUCCACAGUCAGAAACAAGGAAGUGUCGAGAGAGCAAACCAAGACAUACAAAACAUGUUGAUAACAUGGAUGAAAACAAAUAACUGUAAAUCAUGGUCAGAGGGACUUCGAUUUGUACAGCUAAUGAAAAAUAGGAUCUACCACGAUGGCAUUAAAAGAUCUCCAUACAUGGCCAUGUUUGCUGAAACAGUGGAAAAAUUAACCACUGAACAAGAAUUGGAAGAAAUAUUGCAAAGUGUUGUGUCAAACUAUGAACAAAGAGAAAAUCAUAGUGUUUCCGAUAAAGAGGUAAAUUGUUGGACAGUACUGUAUCUAAUUGCUGUGAAUCGUGUGGCUGUAUUCUUGGUAAUGAACAAACAUCUAUUUGUGGUUUAUGUGAUAAAAAAGUAA
Messenger RNA from Metopolophium dirhodum (rose-grain aphid), 813 nucleotides. Its product is annotated as KRAB-A domain-containing protein 2-like. The transcript is spliced from 3 exons. Lineage: Eukaryota; Metazoa; Arthropoda; Insecta; Hemiptera; Aphididae. Gene Ontology annotation, biological process: DNA integration. The coding region runs from base 1 to 813 and encodes 270 amino acids. Gene Ontology annotation, molecular function: nucleic acid binding. The record is from RefSeq and is a predicted model, not a curated record.